UUGGUCUAAAGUCAUAGAUUUGGUGGUCCUCCUGUGGCCAGAGAGGACUUAAAUUUAAGCCAUUGGGCUAAAAGGAAGAGCUUAGAGUGUUUCCGGGCAAAAGAGGUCACGAGCCGUUUUUCCUCAUCGUUAUCCCGUCGGUUUCUCGUCGCUUCAGGAGGAGCGAAUUUGAGCCUGUCAUGAGGAGUUAAUCCCAACCAGGCCGGUGCAACAGGGAUUGACAAUGACGGUGCCCGUAGCUGUCCUGCGCCUACCCCGUGGACCCGAUGGGUCAAGCCGCGGUUUUGAUCCCAACUCCCCUCGUUUCCAGGCUCUGGGGCCCGGCAGCCUGCCUUCCAGCGCGUACAAGGACCCGGCUAACCUGGAGCAGGAGCAAGAAGCACGAGUCGCCCUGCGGGAACGCUACUUACGCAGCCUCUUGGCCAUGGCUGGCCAGCCGGUGAACUUCGCCAUGUACGAGAAGGUGGACGUCACAGCCUUAUUCAGAGCCUCGGACAUCGACAUCCUGAACUUCCAGGUUUCUCAGCUUCAGACCCCUCUGGGGAUUCAGAGGGAAGCCCUCCUGCGUUGCUCGGACAUUAUCGCGUAUUCCUUCGAAGUCUGAAGGGCGACCUGCUUUGCAAAGGAGAGCCUCGGAUUAUGGCAGAGACUCAAGACUUGCGUCCGGUCACUUUUUUUGUUUUUGAGUCGCAGCUCUUAAAAUAAAUUUCGACAUCCACAGCCAA
Pantherophis guttatus is the source of this 725-nucleotide messenger RNA. RefSeq names its product gem nuclear organelle associated protein 7 (gene GEMIN7). The record is from RefSeq and is a predicted model, not a curated record. Gene Ontology annotation, cellular component: SMN-Sm protein complex. NCBI's taxonomy places the organism in Eukaryota, Metazoa, Chordata, Lepidosauria, Squamata, Colubridae. Gene Ontology annotation, biological process: spliceosomal snRNP assembly.